Rubroshorea leprosula is the source of this 2092-nucleotide messenger RNA. Lineage: Eukaryota; Viridiplantae; Streptophyta; Magnoliopsida; Malvales; Dipterocarpaceae. The record is from the annotation of a GenBank genome assembly.
CACUGGAUCACUCUGACACAAACACACGCACCACUCGGCCAGCUCAAGUUGCUCUGUUCCUCUCGAGCUCCGAGAGAAGCUUUUGGCUUUUGGAGCUUCGGAGAACAGAGACGUUACUCUCUAGAACACCAACGUUACAAUCUCCGUCUCCUGUCUCAGAUAAAGAAUCCAGAAAAAAGGGUAAAGUGAACUCACUGUGGGGAAGGAGUAGAGAUUAGGGGAGAGGUGAUUCUGGUUUUGCUUGGAUUCUGGUUGGCAAUGGGGAGAAGAUUCAAGCUUGUAUUUGGGAUUUCUCUGUUGUUUUUACUUCUGGAUUCUUGUAGAGGAAGCAAAGUUGGGGUUUGCUAUGGAAGAAACGCUGAUGAUAUUCCAACACCUGAUAAAGUAGCACAACUGGUGCAGCUUCACAACAUUAAGUAUGUGAGGAUGUAUGAUUCUAAUAUCCAGGUUCUGAAGGCAUUUGCAAAUACUGGAGUUGAACUUAUGAUCGGAGUUACAAAUACAGACUUGUUGCCAUUCUCCCAGUUCCAAUCAAAUGUAGACACCUGGCUAAAGAAUAGCAUUCUUCCAUACUACCCGGCCACGAAGAUCACUUACAUUACUGUUGGUGCAGAAGUCACCGAGAGUCCUGGUAAUGCCUCUGCCUUGGUUGUACCUGCAAUGCAAAAUGUCGUCACAGCAUUAAAGAAAGUAGGUCUGCACAAGAGGAUCAAAGUUUCUAGUACACAUUCUCUUGGGGUUUUGUCCCGAUCAUUCCCACCUUCUGCGGGGGCAUUUAACAGCAGCCAUGCAUUUUUCCUGAAACCUAUGUUGGAAUUCCUAGCUGAGAACCAGUCUCCUUUUAUGAUUGAUUUAUAUCCUUAUUAUGCUUAUAGAGAUUCUCCAAACAAUGUAUCUCUACAAUAUGCUUUAUUUGAGUCAUCCCCUGAAGUCAUAGAUCCAAACACUGGUUUGAUUUAUACAAACAUGUUUGAUGCUCAGAUUGAUUCCAUUUAUUUUGCUCUAAUGGCUCUCAACUUCAGAACAAUUAAGAUUAUGGUCACAGAGACGGGCUGGCCAUCCAAAGGUUCACCCAAAGAGAAGGCUGCUACUCCUGACAAUGCCCAGACCUAUAACACCAAUCUGAUUCGUCACGUCAUCAAUGACUCUGGCACUCCUGCAAAGCCUGGUGAAGAAUUGGAUGUGUAUAUCUUCUCUUUGUUUAACGAGAACAGAAAGCCUGGAUUGGAAUCUGAGAGAAACUGGGGCCUUUUUUAUCCGGACCAGACGAGUGUCUACAACUUGGACUUUACUGGAAAAGGUGCUGGUGAUAUGAUAACAAAUGCAAACAUUACUAGUUCAAAUGGAACAACAUGGUGCAUUGCUUCUAGCAAGGCUUCAGAAAUGGAUUUACAGAAUGCACUAGAUUGGGCCUGUGGUCCUGGGAAUGUGGAUUGCUCUGCCAUUCAGCCAAGUCAGCCGUGUUUUGAGCCUGAUAAUCUAGUCUCACAUGCAUCUUAUGCAUUCAACAGUUACUACGAGCAAAAUGGAGCUACUGAUGUUGCUUGCAGUUUUGGAGGAACAGGAGUGAAAGUCGACAAGGAUCCUAGUUAUGAUAAUUGCCUCUAUAUGACUGCUGGAGGAGUCAACAAAACUCUGGCAAGUAAUACAACAGCAAUUGCUUCAACUUCUUCCUCCACACAGAAUGAAGCAUUCACAUGGAUUUCUAAUUUCAUUUUAGUGACUUCACUCUCAUUUCUUUUGAUUGUUGGCAAUUUCUGAAUGGUUUGAUUUUAGGGAAGCAGCAAACUAGUAUCUGGCAUGGAUGUUUUAAAUCAAGAGAUGAGGGAGUCAUUUGACUUUAGAAAAUUUUUCCCAAUAGGGAUGUAUAUAAUUUCUGUCCCCCAAUCUUUUGUGCGAUUUCCAUGAAGUCUAGGGAGAUCGUUUUAAUGAGAUGAACUCUGUAUGUUCUUCCCGAUUACGGGUAAAGCCUGCGUUAUGUAAUUGUUUUUUUGGCAGAAUGUGCUAUGUAAUUGUAAUUGUUGUAUGUGUGUUCAUUGAUGCGAUAUGCUCUGUAAAAUGCAACUUAAUGGAUUAAAAAUUCAGUGGCUUC